UCUAGCAAUGAUCCACCCCUGACUCUGCUUUAUAAACCAGACAGUAAUAAGAGGUGUUCAUAUUAGUAGUAGUUUUAUAUUUGUUGUAUCCUAUAUGUGUAAAAUGGAGUACUUUCUGCUUUUAACAAUUUCCUCAGCUAUUUUUGAUCAGACCUGGUGUCAAAACUAUUCCAGCAGCACCCUAAGACCAAACAACAUCACCAAUCCAACUGUGGUGUGUGAAAACAUGGGUACUUUACAAAACGGGAUCUGCCUCUGCCUCGAUGAUUGGACCGGAGCCUCCUGCAGCAUUUCAAAUUUCUGCCCUGGACAAAACCUAAAACAAUUCACCUUUCCAAAAACUGUCUUAGGACAGUUUGCUUCCUCCGUAGAGCGAUGUCCACCAGAAACAACAAAUGCUGGCAUCCCCCAGGCUUCGGCCCUCUGUAAUAAAACGAGUCACUCAUUUGAUUCUCCAAACACUGUAGAUUGUAGUUUGACCCUGGACACCAUUAAUGCAGAUCUUUCUGGAGCUACUCCUGAACAAAAACAGAACUUAGCCGCCAGCACCCAGAUCCUCACAUCCAUACCAGAACGGCUAACACCUCACAACAUCACAAAUGCAGCAAAAAUAACCAACAAGCUGCUUUCUGACCAACUAAAAACACAAAAUAUGGAUAUUGCCGUAUCAGCAGUCGCUACAAUCAGUCAGCUCCUGAACGCAAGUCAUGAGAUGUACACUUCUGUUGACCAUGAUGCAAUUUCUGAACUAACACAGACUCUACAGAAUCUCUCUCUGCGUGAGAACUCAAAUUCAUUGUUGGUGCAACCGAAUGUGGCAGUGCAGUCGCUGAAGAUGCAAACUCCAAUCCAAAAUGUUCAAUUAACCUCCUUAAAAGGCAAGUGUGUGCUCAUUUAA
Molecule: messenger RNA, 898 nt
Organism: Cyprinus carpio (common carp)
Lineage: Eukaryota; Metazoa; Chordata; Actinopteri; Cypriniformes; Cyprinidae
Product: adhesion G protein-coupled receptor G7-like
Source: RefSeq, a predicted model, not a curated record